UGAGAGAGUGAGAGAGUGAGAGGGGGAGUGAACGGGGAGGGAGGUGAAGGUGUACGAAGAAGAAUAGUAAAAGAUAAAAAAGAAGAAGAAGAAGAAGAGCAGUGGAAGAACAAGUUCACUUUCGUUCAUCGAGUUUUCUCACAUGUCGUCGAUCUUCUAACAUAAGAAGCGUGACGCGAAACAAACAAAAAAAAAGAUGAGCUGCGAUCAGCUCGCACUUCUUCUUUGGAAGAAUUACAUCGUACGUAAAAGACAACCGGGUAUUUUAGCCUUGAUAUUUUUAUGGCCAAUCUUGGUUUUUCUAAUCCUCUACACGGUUCGAGAUAAUGUCGAUCCAGAAUAUCAUCCAACUUGUCAUUUUCCUUCAAGAUCAAUGCCACAAGAUGGACUUUUACCAUUCGUUCAAAGUUAUAUCUGUAGCAUUGGGAAUCCUUGCGAUUUACUUUCAGAAUACGAGGAAGUACCAACGUACAGUAAUGCCAGUUUAGGUCCUUUAGUAGUUGAUAUGCAGCCAAUAUUGAAUAACGAGACGAUUCUUUCAGCAGUGAAAACUUUACCGAAAAGCAUACAACUUCUCAAAUCAAUGGCGGAGAUACUUACCCGACCAGAAAUCAAAACGUUGUUUGACAGAGGUAUUCGUCUUGGUGACCUCUUCAACAAUCACGAUCGGAUCAAGAGCUUAUUAAGGGCUCAAAUGCCACGAGCAAGCCCUUCUUUGGUUGACGGUCUAUUUGAAUCUUCGAUAAGAUUGUAUUACUUGAUCGAAACAUUCGGUUCUACGAAUAUCGAUGGUAUCGUUUGUUCGAAGGAAAAUUUAAAAAAAUAUAUGAUACUUACGAACGAAGAGGAUUAUGGGGAAAUUUCGAAAGUUCUUUGCCAAUUGGAUGCAAAUCAAAUUCCCGACAUAUUAUCGGAAUUAUCUAAACAUUUAGAUUUUAGCGGUUUGUUGGGCAUGCUCGAUCGCGUUAUGGGAAAAUUUCGUAGCUAUGAUUUUUUUCAAGAUCUCAAACGUACCGUUGAUAUUAUAUUAAAUUUAAAAUCUAUUGAUAAAUACGUGCCGAGUUAUCUUAAAAUUCGUGAAUGGUUACCAAAUGCUAUAAUGCUCUUUCGAAACGUCACUUUCAAGGAAAUCGAUCUUAAUUUUAUUAAAAAAUUGGUGGAUAUGUUGGAUCCUAUUUUUGAGAAGGAAAAUGAUUGGACCGUUGCUCGUCAUGGAUUUUUAAAAUUAAACACGUUACUUGGAAUGGUAAAAACAUUUUUACAUAAUCAUACUAUCGAAUCUUCGAAUGAUUUUUUUGUGGUUUUGGAUAAUAUGUCCAAAACUAUCAAAGAUUAUUCACUCGGUAAAACGGAGGAAACACAAAUUACGAAAAUAUUAGACAUGACGUUCCUCGUUCUGAAGGAUGGAAUAACCCUGACUGAAAAAUUGCUAAAUCAUCAUGCCGAUCAGAUUUCCUUAACCGCAGCAGUCAUCGAUAAUUUAAAAUACUUUCUUUCCGAGAAUAUAGUUAACACGCUUACGUAUGCUAGUUCAUUGAUUGAGAAUAUUGUAAGAAUGACUCAUCACGUGGCUGUUAUUCAUUUGGAAACAGUUAAAAAUAUUUAUGACAUUUGUAAAAAUUAUCAAGAAUUAGUAGGAAAGAUUCUUACCAACGUUGACCCUGUGGUUUAUCAGAAUAUGCUGCAAUCUUUAUCCCGUUUAGAUUUUUUAGAGCGAUUAAUGAUUGGUGCGAAAGGUAAGAAAAUGGAAGAAUUUAUUUGCGAGAAGAACAUUUUUAACGAAAUAUUCGACAAUGAUCUUCGUCAUUCGGAAAACCAAUUGAAAAAUAUCGAGGAGAUUAUUUGCAGCGAUACGGGAAAGAAAUUCGUUGCCGACAUUUAUCAGAAUUUUCAUUUUCAAGAGUACGGAAAAAUUAUAGAAAAUACCUUAUCAACGUUAGUUAGCAUGUUUUUCAAAAGUACUUAUGGAAUCGAACGAACAAAUCUUACUACAGUCGUCAAGGUAACCAGAGAUUUCGUUUCUUAUUUGCAAUCACCGAUAAGGGAUGAUCCAGAUUGGAGUAUUUUUAGGGCUAAUGAAAAUUGGUCAAAAGUUAUCGAGGAUACACGAAGCAAAGGAAGAUUAGAUGUAUUAGGAAUACAUUUGAGUAUAGCAAAGAUAUACGGGUCACGUAGUUUAUCGUAUUUCACGAUAGUACCUAAUUUAGAAAAUAUGUACAAAUUAUCUAAAAUCAUAUUGCAAGAUCUCAAGGAACAACCAAUUAAUUGGAUCGAUCAGUUUCGUAAUAACAAGUAUCAACUCGUUGAAUCAUUUUAUUUGACAGUCACGGACAAAAGAAAGACUUUGGAAAUAUUGGAAUAUGCUAACUUUACGGAAUCCUAUUGUAUCAAUUCGAAUCCACCGAAUUUAAUCGUAUAUCCAAUUGGAUCGGAUGAGAAACUAUUGAAAGAAUUGAUCUGUCGUGUUUCGAGAUCCGUCGAAAAUGUAUUGAUGAUUAAUAUAACCAAUGUUAAAUUCAACAAUGAUCAAAAUGGGAAGGAAGAAAAAUUCAGUUGGACUUCGUUCAAUGAUCAAAUCAUUCAAAUUUACAAGUACAUCGACGAGCUGCUAUUUCAAGAGGACAAGAAUUACAAUUUACUUCAAUUGCAGUAUCUCAAGUCGAACUUUAAAACAUCGUGGACGACGAAUUUAACUUCAAGGGAAGCUUGGGAGAUCAGCGUAGGUGUUCUAUGUAAGCUCUUCACUGUUAUGGAAAAUACGUUGUUCAACAUUCAAGUUAAAAGAUUUUGGACAAAUAUCUACGCGAUCGCUUGGUCGGUCUCGGUGACAUUUGACAGCAUUGAUUCGGCCAUCAAUCAGAUUCGUAAAAACGAUCGUGUUGUCAAUCUUUCGGAUCUUUCUUUACCGAAAACGCAAAUCUUAUUGGAAAGUUUCAUGACAAAUUUGUCACCGAUCAUUCUAGAUGGAGUCGAUUUGAUUUCAUUGAGCUUACCUAUUCAUCUUAUAACUGCUAUCAAUGAGUAUAAAGAACGCGAAACUGAUUGGCCGUGUGUGAAAAAUGAGAGUAUUGGGACAGUUUUGGAAUUUAGGAAAGGAAGUCAAUCAUUUAUAAAGGAACUCGAAAGGAUAGCUUGCGAGCCUAUUGAACUUAUUAAAGAAUGGAGAAAUCAUCCCGUUUUAAUGAAGGCUCGAAGAAUUUUUCAACACAAUUCCAACGUAACGAUGCCACCCUUUGAUUGGCGGUUGGGGUACAUAAAAUUUCGUCAUUUGGUCAAAGAUUUUGACGAUUUGAUCAGCGACACCAAGGAAAUUGUUUUAUACGAAAAUCCUAAAUUGGUGCCUUACAUGAAAGCACUCGAACCAGAACUUGAGAAAAUCUUUGAAGAACGUUUACCGAAUAUGAAAAACAAGGCGAGGAGUUUUUUGGAUUACAUCGAUUUGGAAUUGGACAAGACGAUCAAAGUUUUUCAAAGCAGCAACGUAACAAUGCGCAACUUGUGGGAAUCGAAGAUUACCUUGAUCGAUAAAUUACUCGUCCUUGGGAAGUUUCUUUCUCACGUCCUACAUGAAACACUUUCACUUGUGACCAAUAUUCUUCAAGAUGGAUCACAAGACAUCAGUUUAUUGUCCAUGUUGGGUUUCAACAACGAAAGCGUGGUCGGAUUAAUUUAUAAUAAAUUACCAUACAUUUUGUCGACGGUGGUAAAUGGUCUUUCCGAUGAAAGAAUUGAGAAUAAAAUUGUAGAAACAUUGAAGAACGGAAAUGAAUUCGAAUGCAAGGAUAUGUUCGAUUGGUGGUCAGACGUUAAAGUUGGUAUCACCGUGGAAGAAUAUUCGGAAAUACAAAAAUUCGUAUGCAAUCUUGAUCCGGAAAAUUUUAACGCUUACAUGGAUUUUGCUGUUGGAGAAGAAAUGGUAUUUCGAAAACCGAUGAAUCAGUAUCGUUCGUACAUGAUAACUUUGAUCGGUGAUUUGUACGAUUUUGCCAAAUCCAUUAAUGCGAGGAUAAACAGUACAAUAAUUAUAAAAAAACCUUUCACAAAAUUAUACUUCGAGGAUCUUUUAAUGAAACUGAAAGAUUCCUUGGAAUAUAUAGAAUCAACAUCGUAUAAGAUCGUAGAAUUAAAUACCGAACGGACGGACCACAAGCUGAUCAUCGAAGGUAUUUCCGAAGCUUUGGUUAAUAUCGCCGAAGCUUUGGAGAAUUUGGAAAUAAAGAACGAUCAGAUUUAUAUCUGGCAAGCGAUUAAAACCGGUGAUAUUCGACAAUUGUUGAAAAUUUUCGAAUCAUCUCCCGAAGAAACGAUAGCAUUGAUUUUUCGUCUUUUAACAUUGGAUAAGAAAACUGGACAAUUUUUACCUCGCGAUAAGUUACGUGCUACUUUUUGCGAUCCGCAUUAUUUUUCCAAUUAUUGGACGAAAAAAGAUCGGAAUUAUUUUCUCAUGAAAAUUUGCACGUUCGAUCCGUAUCAAGUAUUAAAAUCAAUCACCAGUACAGAAUUUUACGAAACCGUCGAAGGAAAAAAGAACGUUCUCGUCAAAUCCACACCCUUGUCUUCAGCUUUGAUUAAAUUUUUGGACGCGUUGAUAAAAAUCGUGUCUUCCCACGAAAACAUAAUCGUUAGAUCGAACAUCUUCAAUUCGACAACUUGGAUGAAUUUAUCUUCGGACACGUGGGAUGUUAUAAAAGCUGCUGAAGAAUCAUGGGUAUACAAAAUCGUUGUUGAACAUGAAAAACCACUGGAGAAAUUAGACGAAUCGUCGAAAUCAUUGAUCAUGAAUGGUUAUCCUUACGUGAAAAUUAUUAAAUCCGUACGUUUGUUAAACUUUUUGAUGGAUCUUUUAACGGGUGGUGGUGACAUUUGGCAAAAAUUACGCAACGUCUAUGAGAAUUCGAAAAUCCAACCAAUGUUGACGCUGAUCGAGGACAUACCGAAUCUCGUUUUAACCAGUAUCGACACGUUCCUAACUUCCGAAAGAUUAAACGACUUCGCGGAUAAACUUUUUCAAGGCAAAGUUAAUCCUUGCGAUAUCGACAGGUAUUUGAUUCCACCGAGCUUUGUCAGAAAAAAGGCCCUUCUUUCUAGCAUCAGUAAUUUUUGUCUCAACGUACUUGCGAACGAGAAAUUCCCCACGGCCAUGGACUUUUUAUCACUCGACGUGAAAAUCGAGAAAAACCUUAUAGUUAGCAACGAUAAAGUGAAAUAUUGGAAUGCAAGUUAUUUUGUCGACGUAGUUAAUAGUUUGGCGUCAACUUUGAUACGCGUUGGUUCAGAAGGUUACAAGAAUCCAAAGGUUCCAACUUGGUGGACGUCUUUCGAGGAGGGCACUCUCAAAGAUUUUUCUUUGCAAUAUAAAAAGAAGGAUUUGCGAACGUUGGCUCAUUCGGUUGUCAAUAAAUUCGGAAAUGUGAUCAAAGAUCUCACGAAAACGUCAUCUUCCGACAAAGAUUGUUCAUGGUGCAGCACGUCGAUGAUCGAUAUCGUUAAUACUCAAUUAUCGCGACACGCGCUUUACGCACAACUCAUUUGCGAUACUAAUAAAUUGAAUAAUUGGGAAAUUCAUAAUCGACUCAUCAAUGAAUUUUAUUGGAACAAAACCACGAAUAUGAUUAAUAAUUACAAAUAUUUGAAUGAUAAGAAGACAUUGAAUGCAUUUAUAACGAGUAUCGAAACGACGUUACAUUACAUUGCAGACAUAAUUGUUAAUUUUCAAAACGUAACGUACAAGGAGAAGAUGGAUCAUUGUUUUAAACAGCUCAUUGGAGAACCAGCGUUCUCUAGACCAGGCUUGUACAUAAAAAUAAUCACCGGCAUAUUGGAGAUGUUAGAAAAGAACACAUUUCUAUUGGACAACACGAGAUACCAUGAGAAAAUAUUAGAUUUAACGAAUCUAGCGGAAAAAUACGUACCCAUUUGGAAACCGUUGGUAGAAGUUGUGAAAAAAUCUGACAAAAUAAUCGUAAAUAAUUUAUUAGCAAACGCUAUGAUCAACGUUAACGGCAUAUUGAAUAAUAAAAGUCAUUCCAUGUGUCGUACAAUACUCGAGUGCAAAAACGUUAGCGUACUUUAUGAAUUUUUAAGUUCGAAAAAUGCGGCUAAAGUUUUAAGAUACGAUCCUAAAUUAUCCAAGUAUCCAUCGGUAAUGGAUAUAUCAGAUCGAUUAGCGAAAAGCUUAGAUCUGUCAUUGAUAAGACAAGAAAUAAUAGAGUGGCGUCAAGAUGCAUCCUGGAAUCUGACAUGGCUGAAACAGAUCUUACGUCAUUUAACUGUUGUCCUCGAUGAGGGUGGUAAUCUUUUUGACGUUGCUUUCAAGAUCGAUUUCCAAGAUGUUUCCAAUGUUCUCGGUAUGCCCGACAUAGUUGAUGGGGUUGUUAAUCUUCUCAAGGACAAGACCAUCGAUAAAAUAUUUUCCGGAAUGCACGAAAUGUUGGAAGACGUUACACCAUUUUUGAAUGAUCACAAUUUGAUCGACGAUUUGAACAGUAUGAUCGUUGCACUUGAGUCUAUGGAAAUUUUUAAAAAUUUGGGAUUAUUGGACGUUAAAUACGUCGUCAGUGAUAUGUUCGAUAAUUGGGACACAGUGAGAAAUUACUUGAUUAAUAAAAUACAUUUAUCGAAAGAAACAGCAUUGAUUUUGAGUGAAGCUAAAAUCGACAUGAUUUCGGUUUUCAUGAAAGAAAGACGAGCAUUCAGUUUGAAGGAUACCAUUUGUUCCCCAUCGAAAUUAGGAGAUAUGUUGGACGUUCAUCAUACUGAAAUUACGAUAGAAGAAAUCAGCACUGUUCUUUGUACGUUGAACGAUACUCAAACGCAAAAUAUUGCCAUAACUUUGAUCAAAAAUUUAAAUUUCGACUACAUCCUCAAAACCUUAUUAAGCGCAAAUGUAAAAAACAUCUUAGCAAAUGCGAAUUUAACCGAAACGGAAGGAAAAUUAGUAUUGGAUAAUUUAGGAGUCGCAUCCGAAUUGAUUCCAUUUUUCAAAGACAAACUUUCCGGAAAUUUCAUUUCUCCUGAGAGUUUACAAUCCGAAACUGACGGAGGGGAGGAAUCCGAUGCCAAAGGAAUAAUGUCGAGCUCGGAAUUUCUAUCGGAUUCGAGCAAAAUGCUUUGCGGCAAAACUGUGUUGGACACUAACAAUAGAUUUUACAAAAUGAUUGCAAGUAUCGAAGACAAUAUAAAGGAAGACGACAAAGUUGAACUCGAUUCGUUGCCAACUGAUUUUUGUAGGGAAACUUACAAGAGUGUGAUCAACAUGGGCGCAGGAAAGAUUAUUUGGUCUUACAUAAAACCACUGUUACGUGGUCAGAUCCUUUAUGCACCUGACACUGCCGCAAUCAAGAAAGUUAUGUCUCUAACGAACGAUACUUUCGUACAGAUGGAUCACUUUGGUCAAUUGAUGGAUAGUUUCGUAGAGACACUUAAAUCAUUGGCAAGUCUUUCGGAAAUGGGUGAUAGUUUAAACGAACUACAGGAUAUUUUGGCAUCGGAAGUCAUGCAAAUAGCAAUCAAGAGUUUUGGUGGUGGAAACUUCGAAGGUAAUUUUUCGGAAUUUAAUUUCGGUGAAAUAGCAUGGAAAUUAAAAAGAUCGAAAAAAUUGAUUACGAUGGUUGAAAUGUUAAAUGAUUUGUUGGAUUGUGUAUUGAUCGAUCGAAUGAAAGGAUUUUCAACGGAAAACGAAUUAGAAAUUUAUGCUCGUUCUCUUAUGGAGACUAACGAGUUUUUAGCAGGCAUUGUCUUUUUGGAUAAGGAAACUGAAAGAUCUAAAAGAUCGUUGGAUUAUGAAUUACCCGAUAAUAUCACUUAUAAGAUUCGAAUGGACGUGGAUUAUGUUCCGUCAACUACAAGAUUGAAGAAUCAAUUUUGGAUUCCCGGACCGGAAAGUAACUUUAUCGAAGAUCUUAGAUAUCUUCGUGGUUUUAUACAACUUCAGGAUGCUGUUGAUCGUGCUAUCAUUAAAGUUAAAUCUCAAAAAGAUCAGAAUUGGAAGACGUUGACGCAACAAAUGCCUUAUCCUUGUUGGAAACACAUACCAUUUCAAACAACCCUCUACGAAUCACAAGGGCUUCAAGUAUGUUUCUUCUUUGCACUGAUGAUGUGCGUUGGAUCAGCUGUUCGUCAUAUCGUUUGGGAAAGAGAAUCUAGAAAUUCUAUGGUGAUGAGCGUUAUGGGAUUGAAACCUUGGCGAAAUACGUUCGCAUGGUUCAUAACUUCUUUUAUCGAGUUAUCAGUCGUGAUUAUUUGCAUCAGUUUAAUUCUCUUGGCUGGUAAAAUUCUUCCAAGGUCUAAUCCUGUACUAGUUCUAAUGCUACUCUUCGAUUAUGUGUUUUCCAUCGUAACGUUUUGUUACAUGAUUUCUACGAUAUUCAGUUCAGCGAGUCUUUCAGCCAUUACAACAGUAGUCAUGUUUUUGUUAACUUACAUGCCUUACAUUAUCGUCAUAGCAAUGGAAGCUGCUUUUGGUUUGGGUUACAAAUUAUUUAUCUGUCUCAGUAUGUCGACCAGUUUCUGUUAUGGUUGUUUAUACGUAGUUCGCAAAGAAGUACAAGGAACUGGUAUCACGUGGAAAAAUAUGUGGGAAGAGUCAAGUCCCGGUGAUCCAAUGUCUUUUGGCCUAAUUUUAUUUAUGAUAGCACUUGACGGUUGCAUUUAUGCAUUGAUCGGUUACUUCAUCACUAAAUAUACGAAUUCAGGCAGGGACUUUCAUGGUUUGAGGUCCCGUAGUUUAUGGUGGGCCAACACACGUUCUCUCUAUGGCAGACCCAGUUACCUCGCCUUCGUCAACAAUCUCUAUCUCACUAACGACGUCCUGCACCCUUCAACCACUUAUCAAGAAGACGAUUCCGACGUGAGUAGUUUGACUGUGAACGAGAAACAAAUUGGUGUCAGAUUCGACAACGUUCGUAAAGUUUAUAACACUGACACGGGAGAAGUUGUAGCUGUCGAUGAAUUCACUUUGAAGCUUUGCGAAGGUGAAGUGACUAGUCUUCUUGGAAGAAAUGGUGCUGGAAAGACAACGCUUAUUAAGAUGCUAACUGGUAUGGUCGCUCCGACUAACGGUGAAAUAUGUUUGAACGGUGAAGAGGGUUGCAAGCCAGAAAUAGGGGUGUGCCCUCAGGAUAACGUGCUCAUCGGUACUAUGACGCCGAGGGAGCAUAUGAUCUUCUAUUCAAAGCUCAAGGGAAAAAAGAAUAACGUGACUAUGGAAAGAAAUGUUAACGAGAUGCUAAGUUCGUUGGAAUUAGGUCGACAAGAGCACGAACCGGUUUAUCGUUUAUCGGGUGGUACAAAACGUCGACUUUGCGUGGCCCUGGCCUUCUUAGGUUCACCAAAAUUGGUGAUCCUCGACGAGCCAGGUGCAGGAGUGGAUCCAGCAGCCAGAAGAAGAAUUUGGCAACUGAUCGAUCAACAUAGAGUUGGUAGAACUGUUCUGUUAUCAACGCAUCAUCUGGACGAGGCUGACAUGUUAAGUGACACAGUAGUUGUCAUGCACAAAGGGAAGAUCCUUUGCACCGGGUCACCACUGACCUUGAAAAUGAAUCACGGUAGAGGCUACAGGUUGCACUUAUCUUAUCCACCGAAUGACAUUUCUGGUGAGUCCAUCGAGAGGAAGAAUUUGGAAACACUUAAAAAAAUCAUUGAAGGAAUCGUGCCUAAUUGUAGCAUCGAUGAAACGACUGGAACUGAAGUCAUUGUUAAUCUACCUUUCCAAGGAAAACAUGGAAAUAACAACGACAUAGCACAAGCGGCAAAGGUUCUCGAAGAUAAUCAAAAACUUUUAGGAUUCUUGCACUUCUCAUUGGAAUGCGAUACUCUCGAAAGAGUAUUUUUGGAUUUGUGUGCUCGUGCCGAUAAUAAUUCGAUGUUGAAUCGUGUCAACAUUAACAACUCUGAUAAAGUUAAUCACAUAGGAUUGUCCGUGCCGAACGACGGAAUUGAUUUGAUAGAUUUCGAACCCUCCCCGAAACCUAGUGCGUUGAGACAAGUCAAGGGUUUAUUGAAAAAACGACUGUGGCAUUUCGCAAAGGAUUGGAGGUCGCCCUUGGCCACUUUCAUUUUACCGACGAUGUUCGUUGCCGUGGCAAUGGGUUUCUCUCUAAUAAGACCACCAUCCGUGGACGAACCACCAUUGGCACUUAACCCAAGGAUUUACGACGCUCAUCCAACUUACUUCUACAGUAUCGAUAACAGCAACGAUCCAUUUUUGCAACACGUGUCGCUCCAACUACAUGAUAGAUUCGGCGACGACUACGCUGGUGCUUGGCAAACUUUACCGAAUGAUACGGGAACAUGUGAAUGCGUGGACGGUCAACAAACCUGUCAAGGAUUAUCACAAGCGGUCGAGGGACUCUUGCAAAUUUUACCUGGACGACCUACUCUUGAUUGGAUUGUUUCCACUCAUCAGGAAUACAUAGAGAAAAGAUACGGUGGAUGGUCGCUUUCUCAUUGGAAGGAGGAUCCUCUAUUCGUCGUUUGGUAUAACAAUAAAGGCCAUCACUCGAUGCCAUCCUAUCUUAAUGCCCUCAACGAAGCGAUACUUCGUGCUUCAGGAGUCAACGGACAUUUAACGACCCUGAACCAUCCGUUGAAGCUUUCCAGUGACCAAUUGAAUCGAACCACAUUAUUGCAACGAGUCGCAGACGUUGGCAUUGCCUUGGUUCUUUUACUCGCAUUUAACUUGGUCGCUGCACAAGGAACGAAAGAGUUAGUAAGAGAAAGACUUUCAGAAGAGAAAAGGAUACUUUAUCUGGCUGGAGUACAUCCGGUGACUUAUUGGACGACGGCCUUGAUCUGGGAUUUCCUAAUCUUUGGAUGUUCUAUUUGUUUGGCUGUCGUUGUUUUCGAGAUAUUUGGCUUGUCAACAUACGUAUCGAAAGAUAAUCUAGCCGGUGUCUGCCUGUUAUUAUUCUUAUUCGCUUGGGCUGCCAUUCCAUUCUCCCACUUAGCUGAGAAGGCAUUCGACGAUUCCAGCUUGUCCAACAUGGUUCUCUUUUGCGUGAACACGUUUAUAGGUGUUAGUUCUUUAGCCACUAUUUUGGUGAUCGAUAUUCUUGGAAAGAGUCAAGCGGCUGCCGACGCCAGAGAUUUACUUCAUCGAAUUCUCAUGAUAUUUCCGCAAUAUGUUCUUGGGGAUGCACUCGUGGAAUUAUCAAAGAACGAUAUUGCUGCCGAAUUGUUGAAGAAGUUUCACAUGGACACUUAUAAGUCACCAUUGGGCUGGGAUCUUCUUGGGGUUCAUUACGUUUUUCUCAUAAUCAUCGGUGCGUUAUUAUACGUAACAAAUAUCAUCGUCGAAUGCCGACUCUUGCCAAAUUUUCGCAAACAGAACAUAAAUUACGAAGUCGUGGAGGAGGACGAGGAUGUUGUCGCAGAAAGGUCCAGGGUCGAGGGUGGCAUGGCUCAGGAAGAUAUUUUGAAGACGAUUAAAUUGAGAAAAGAAUAUCGCAGCGUUUACGGCACCAACGUUGCCGUUCAGAAUUUAAGCUUUGGCGUUCAACCCGGAAAAUGUUUCGGUCUGUUGGGCGUCAACGGUGCCGGUAAAAGCACGAUUUUUAAGAUGCUCACAACCGAAGUUAUUGCUACGGCUGGUAGGAUUGUUUUAAAGGACAAGGAUAUUGAUUCGGGUCCUCUUUGUAACGGUGAAGUUGGUUAUUGUCCACAAACCGAUGCCUUGGAUGGAUUCUUAACACCCCAUCAAUGUUUGACUAUACACGCUGAGAUUUACGGAUUGAAAAAUGUUCCUAAGGCGGUAGAAAGUACGUUGCAGAGACUCGAUCUUUUAAAAUACGCCCAUCAAAGGGUGAGCAGUCUGAGUGGUGGAAAUAAAAGAAAAUUAUGUACAGCUAUAGCAGUAAUAGCACCAGUUUCCGUGAUUCUCAUGGACGAGCCAACGAGUGGGAUGGAUCCAGCGACAAAGGAUUUGGUUGGAUGUGUGAUUAAACAUGUCAUUAAAAAUCACAGCAGCGUGAUAUUAACGUCUCACAGCGUUGCUGAUUGCGAAAGUUUAUGUAACAGAGUGGGAAUUCUUGCCAAAGCUGGUCUCAGGUGCAUAGGAACGUCGCAACAUUUAAAACACAAAUUCGGCGAAGGCUACGUUGCAUUCUUGAGAUUCGGCAAACCAACGUCAGGUAGCGAUCUCAGAAUAGCCAUUGCAAAUCAUCUUCCACAAGCCAUAGUGUCCUCGAGACAAGCAACAGCAGCUCGUUUGUUGGUGCCGAAGAACGAAGAUAUACCAGUGAGCACGAUCUUCGCUAAAGUAAGGAUACUUGCGGAAGAGCUCAAAUCUACGGACUACACGCUCUCUCAAAGCUCCUUGGAUCAGGUUCUCGUUAAUUUCUCGGAGGAACUUGAGGACGAAUCAACCGAUUCUGCGAGAAAUGGAUUCACCAAUGUUUGCUUCAAUAUGGAUAACAUUCAUAUGGAAACUUUUUAAGGAUUUCAAUACUUAAAAAACACCAUCGAAUAUUUUCUUUUCUUAUUUUUUUGUUUAUUUAUAUAUAUAUAUAUGUAUAUGUGGCCACGAUUAAUCAAAGAGGUUUGAGAGAUCAAUUAAAAAAUUCCUGAAAAAUGUUUAUCUUUUCAUAGACAAUUUUUAAAGUAGUUCGAUGUGUAAAUUUUAACAUUUUCAAACAACAACGCGACAUUUACGAUCUUUUAAUGUAUUUUAAGUUCCUAGACUGCGUUUUCUUUUCGAGAUGGUGUUUUCAUAUUAUAUUUUUUCUAUUUGUAAUUACAAAACAGAAACAAUUUUUGAACUACUUAAGAUUUAGAAUAUAUAUAUAUAUAUAUUUGUUUAAGAUUGACGAUAAAAAGAAGAGUAUUUUUCUAACGGUAUGCGAUUUAAUUAAGAAUAAAUUCUAAUGCGUAAUUUAUAAUAAUACAAU
Molecule: messenger RNA, 12884 nt
Organism: Polistes canadensis
Lineage: Eukaryota; Metazoa; Arthropoda; Insecta; Hymenoptera; Vespidae
Gene: ldd
Exons: 50
Coding region: 197-12433 (4078 amino acids)
Biological process (GO): lipid transport; transmembrane transport
Cellular component (GO): intracellular membrane-bounded organelle; membrane
Molecular function (GO): ATP hydrolysis activity; ATP binding; ABC-type transporter activity
Source: RefSeq, a predicted model, not a curated record